AGGUCAUGCUACUUGAUGAGCCAACGACAGGGCUGGACUGCCUGACUGCAAACCAGAUUGUCUCGCUGCUCUCAGAGCUUGCACACAGAGACAGGAUUGUGAUUAUUACGAUUCAUCAGCCUCGCUCAGAACUCUUCAGGUUAUUUGACAAAAUAGCCAUCAUGAGCUUUGGAGAAAUGGUUUUCUGUGGGAAUCCUAUGGAAAUGAUUACAUUUUUUAGCAACUGCGGCUAUUCUUGUCCUGAGCAAUCAAAUCCUUUUGACUUCUAUGUGGAUCUGACAUCUGUGGACACCCGAAGCAAGGAACGUGAACUUGAAACCUACAGUAGGGUUCAGCUAAUUGUAUCAGCCUACAAAAACUCGGAGAUCUUUAGCAAAGUACUGGCAGCCAUUGAAAGAAUAAAGUGUAUGAAAGAGCUGCCACCAAUACCAUUCAAAAACAAAGACUCACCCAGUGCCUUUUACAAAUUAUGGAUUCUUUUACGGAGGACAACAAGAAACUUCUCCAGAGAUAAGAUGGGCAUCAUCAUGCGUCUUCUCCAGAAUCUGUUAUUUGGCUUGUUUGUAGCAUUCUUCCUUCUUCGACUAAGGGAUGACCUGGUAAAAGGAGCUGUGCAGGACCGUGUGGGGCUUGUCUACCAGUGCGUGAGUGCCCCCCCCUACACAGGGAUGCUCAAUGCUGUUGCCCUUUUCCCACCUUUACGUGCUAUCAGUGACCAAGAAAGUAAAGAUGGCUUGUAUAAGAAGUGGCAAAUGCUUUUAGCUUAUAUAGUACAUUUCCUGCCCUUCAGUGUCAUCAGCGUGGCAAUUUUCAGCACCUUUAUAUACUGGACUGCAGGGUUGUAUCCUGAUGCUUCCAGAUUUGGAAUUUUCUUUGCUGUUGUCUUAGCGUCUCAUAUAACUGGUGAACUACUAACACUUGUUAUACUUGGAGUGGUUCAAAACCCAAAUUUAGUUCAAAGCGGAGUCGUGCUACUUAAUUCAGCAGGUGUGAUAGUGGGAACGGGACUAGUAAGGACCAUCGAAGAAAUGCCGACACCUUUUAAAAUACUCAGUUAUCUUACCUUUCAAAAAUACACCAGUGAGAUUCUUAUAGUCAAUGAAUUUUAUGGCUUAAACUUCACAUGUGGUGGAGCCAACAGUUCCACUGCAAUUAAUGCUGCGUGUAUUUUCUCCCAUGGUGUUCAGUUUAUUGAACAAAACUUUCCUGGUGCCUUGUCCCGGUUCACAAUCGAUUUCUUAAUACUCUAUGCUUUUCUACCAGGACUUGCCAUUAUAGCAAUUCUGAGCUUCAAAAUAAGAGAGAGAAUUAUUGGCAGGCAAUAA
Molecule: messenger RNA, 1325 nt
Organism: Fulmarus glacialis (Northern fulmar)
Lineage: Eukaryota; Metazoa; Chordata; Aves; Procellariiformes; Procellariidae
Gene: ABCG5
Product: ATP-binding cassette, sub-family G (WHITE), member 5
Exons: 8
Biological process (GO): cholesterol homeostasis
Cellular component (GO): plasma membrane
Molecular function (GO): ABC-type transporter activity
Source: RefSeq, a predicted model, not a curated record